Fusarium vanettenii 77-13-4 is the source of this 2082-nucleotide messenger RNA. RefSeq lists its product as uncharacterized. Gene Ontology annotation, molecular function: guanyl-nucleotide exchange factor activity; G-protein alpha-subunit binding. The record is from RefSeq and is a predicted model, not a curated record. NCBI's taxonomy places the organism in Eukaryota, Fungi, Ascomycota, Sordariomycetes, Hypocreales, Nectriaceae. Gene Ontology annotation, biological process: G protein-coupled receptor signaling pathway. Gene Ontology annotation, cellular component: cytoplasm. The transcript has 7 exons. The coding region runs from base 1 to 2082 and encodes 693 amino acids.
AUGUGCACCAACACCCUAGACACGACUGAGAAAGGGCUGGUUACCCCAAGCCAGCCUCGUGACCCGAAGACACCCCUACGCCUUGGCGAUAUCGUCACCAAUUUAAGAGAUCCGGUAGUCGAUUUCACGGUUCUCAACACAGAGGUCUGGGUCCCCAUACCGGAGAAAAACAUUCGCACAACCAUCCAAGAGGAGUUUUACCCAAAGCUCAGGAAUCCUAAAGAGACCAAGGUCGUCCAUUUCGCCAGAAUCAGGGGCCUGGAAGUCCAGAAUAUCGAUGGCAUACCUAAAAGCGAGUUGAAAAUGCUUGUGACCCAAGUUCUUAGUCGUCCAAAAGGAUACCUCGAUAGCAGCAUGAAUCCGGAGUCAGUCAGAGCUUGGAGCGAGAACAAUGACGAUUGCUCUUUGCGUCUCAUCACAGGUCUCAAGACGAUUCGAGAACCUCCACCUCCAGCCCCAAUCGCUGAGUCUAUAAAACUGGAAGAAGAACUUGGCGAGAUCGACUCGGUUCCCGAUCAGGCAAAAACUGGCAACCAAGGGCAGAGUGCCGCUGAACAUGAGUUGGAGCACGUUGACUCCUCUGACCGUCUCCUUGCGUACCAAUUUUCGGGAAUAAGUCAGAAGCGGAAUAAAAAGACGAGAGUGGAAGAGGAAAGCAAUGGUCCACAAACGCAAGCUGGACUUGUUGAGCCUCAACAUACUUCUGGCGAAGAACGUCCCUCAUUUUUCGUUGAUCACCCGAUGGUUAAUGAGGAUUGGGAGUAUGCUUUGUGUUAUGUAACCGACGACGUCCCAACUCCUCUCCCAUCAGAACACCCCUGUUUGCCGUAUUUCGAUAUCGGCCACUAUAGCUAUUCCAAUGACCAGACGUCUCGCGACACUGCCCUCGCUCCUCUGUACGCCAAGAACGGGUUGCGCAUCCUUGGUCUCUAUGCGUUUGGGGACCGUGACCCGCCUCAGAAGGUUGUUGCCUUGCGAUGCUUGAACAACAUUCUCGUUCGUUCUGUAUCGACAAGGCAGGUUUUUAUUAAUGAGGGAUACCCAAGUAAGGUGCUUUCUUCAAUGAAGAAUGGCGACCCCAAUGAAGAGCUUGCAACUGCCAAUCUAUUUCUCUUUUGCGCAUCUCAACCCACCUUUGACCUCACGUCAAGCUUUGAAGAUGAAGGUCUCGCCGAGAUCGUCAACAAGAACAUAGCCCGUCAUGCGCAAUCCUCAGAACCUCUCCCGAACGAUCCUGCUAAUCCAGCUCUGGCAAGUCUAAGGCUUCUCUCCACCUUGGCUGUGCGGGCCGAGUCACAGGCACAUCGAUUCCUGCCUUCACUUGAACCAAUUUUGGACCUUUUGAGCAAAGUCCCCGCGACCGUCUCACACGCUGACCUCCCAGCUUCAUCCUUGAUUUCUUGCCUGGUUUCCAUACCGAUAGACCAAAGGGAGGAAUUCCCUGUUUCUGCAGUCGACAAGUUGGUGAAUCUCCUCCAGGAAGCAAUUCCCAAAGCAGAUGGGUCUUCAAAGGCUGCGGAUAAAGAGCUACUCCCUCUUUUGGUGGUCCUGCAUCGCCUCGCACAAUCCAAACCAUCUGAUGCUCGGAAACGACUCGCUGAACACAUUCUGCCAUCUGAUGAAGAUCGAACCGAGGCCUUGGGCAAGGGCGAAUCUCUGCCGCACAGGCUGCUCAAGCUUACUUCCACAACCGUGGAACCUGAGCUGCGAGAGAUGAUUGUCAACCUCUUCUUUGAGAUUUCUGACAAAGACCCAAACAAGUUUGUGCAUCAUGUCGGCUUCGGACACGCCGCAGGCCUCCUUUCUUCCAAGGGCAUCCAGUUUUCGCCUGAGGGCCUCGCACAAGCCCAGGCAAGCAGCGCUGCUCCGGAUAUCAACCCCAUCACAGGUCAACAGCGUAGUGCAGAGGCUGUAUCCGACUUGCCCGAGAUGACAGAGGAAGAGAAGGAGAGAGAAGCCGAGAGACUCUUUGUUUUGUUCGAGAGACUGAGGGCCAAUGGUGUGAUUUCCGUCGAAAAUCCUGUUACUCAAUAUCGGGACUCAGGUCGUUUUGAAGAGCUCCCCGACGAUGCGUCUGAUUAA